GAUCCAAAGACCACUUUAUCUUGCCACUGCAGCGCUCCUCAUUCUCUCUCUUCGUUUCUGCUUUUUUUACUCCCUGCCUGACAUCCCUGUCCCCGUCAGCAUGUACUCUUCGUUCUCUUGGAGGACGCUCUUCCUCCUUUCCUUAGGCCUCCUAAGCGCCUUCACCAUCCAAAUCACAUCAGCUCAGUCCGACAACUGUCACAGCUGUAUCAAGCGGGCCAUCCCCUCGAUCCCAGAUUGUGUGGGACUCAGUACGGCCCAGCUGUCGACUCUGGACACGAUCAUGCACGGCAACGACGUCUAUGACAAGGUGGAGCAGUUCCGUACUGCGGAACCCGCGGCGUUCAAGUGUUUGGAUGCGAUGAUGUGGGACAUUCUCCAUUAUAAGGCCAAGUUCUGGAGCCAAUGCUUGGAACCAAAGGCUGCGUGUUCCUGGUCAGAGAUGAUGCAGUAUUUGACGAUCAUACCCAGAAUCUCUGGGGUCUAUGGUGUCAAGAAUUUGCCGGCGCAAGUGUUGAUCGAUGGUCCAGCUUAAGAGCUACAACGUCCUUCUUCAGCAACCAUCCAGCAUCCCGCUAGAUUCUCCGUCUCCACCCCUGCAUACUUAAUUGAACAAAAUAUAUGCAUUUCCAUACAUCU
This is a messenger RNA of Gamsiella multidivaricata, 639 nucleotides long. RefSeq lists its product as uncharacterized. The record is from RefSeq and is a predicted model, not a curated record. Bases 101 to 535 code for a protein of 144 amino acids. The transcript is spliced from 2 exons. Lineage: Eukaryota; Fungi; Mortierellomycota; Mortierellomycetes; Mortierellales; Mortierellaceae.